GCCCAACCGGCACCGGCGGCCGGAUCAACGCCGCCUCUCAAGUUCUCCAUCGAACGGAUCCUGUCGUCCGAGUUUGGGCCGACCGGCGGCCGCAGUGUUCCCACAGCCGCCGCCGUUGCCAAGGGAUCGCAGCAACCUCGCAAGGAAGACCGCACCAUCAGUGAGCGUGCCACGACACCUCCGCAGCCGAACAACCAACAGGGACUGCUGUGGCCCGCGUGGGUCUACUGCACGCGCUACUCGGACCGACCGUCUUCAGGUCCCCGGUCCCGUCGCAUGAAGAAGCGCGAGAAGAAGGAAGAAAAGCGGCCACGGACCGCCUUCACGGCCGACCAGCUGGCGCGCCUGAAGCAGGAGUUCCAGGAGAACCGCUACCUGACCGAGAAGCGCCGCCAGGACCUGGCGCGCGAGCUGCGCCUCAACGAGUCGCAGAUCAAGAUCUGGUUCCAGAACAAGCGAGCCAAGAUCAAGAAGGCCUCGGGACAGCGGAACCCGCUCGCCCUCCAGCUCAUGGCGCAAGGCCUGUACAACCACUCGACCUCGUCGCAGCAGGGCGGCACCGGCGACGACGACUCCUCCUCGUGACACUGAGCCCUCGUCGCCGCCGCUGGGACCAAGGGUCGCCCACGACGUCCCGACGCGUUUCGGUCGUGCUCGUGGCAACUGGUGCGGGGUGCAAGCGCAUACUUUAAGCUGUGUGCGCGAUUUAGUGCAAUAGUCAAGUACACACUGAAGAGUCCGCCUUGAAGCUUUGUGCGAUCUUUCCCCCUAAGGCUGUACGCCUAUAUAAGUCUGAAAACGGGUGGAAUAGAAUUUCAAGGAUGGUUGCCAGGUGAAAUUAUACUUAUCGCCCCAAAUACGAUUUAGUUUGUCUUCUGUACUAAUAAUUGUCAAUAUGCCAGGAAACAGGGCAGUGGCGUAAACGCUCGGGUGCGAGCCCUCAAUUUAAAGUUAACUAGUACUAUAGAAACUUACUAUUACAAACGGCCGAAUGCACGUGGUUCGCUAAUGAAUAUAUCCUUCCUGUUGAAUGUGUCCACACAUUUCCAGAAGCCCCAACCAUGCAUUACAAAUCGUUAGAAAUCUCGCUUGUCAUUAACCCUGGCUCCUUCCAAGCAAGAACUCCCGCGGUUCACAUAAAAGCGUGGUAAAAUUUAGGCACAAUUAUGUCUUGCGGAUAGAAAACAGUCGUUCGCGGAGUACACGCACCAGAUGCAAAAGCACGGCCGAAGCGCGUCCGCCCGUAAUUUGAGCUCGCCACGCGAGCUCGCGAAAUCCCGAUGAACGGCGUCCAAAUCUUCGGCGCCUGCGGAGAAUGCUUUCAACAACGCUCUGCAGUUAUACGUCGCUCGACGCCUUCGAUGUGAAAGCCAAAUGGAUAUACACGGCUUUGCUGAAGCGCUCUGCGAGCGCCUUGCAGAAAUUUGCACCAACGUGUAUAGUUCGCCGCGGUUAGAAGAUCACUUGUACGCAGAGGUAUAUGCGCACCAACACGACAGAGUUGUACUUGCAAUGGCUUUAUAAGCUCUUCCACUGUGGCCUGCAGCGAAACAUAGCUUCCACCAUUACUGUCUUGCAAGAGAAGAUUACAGAUCGCACCCCGCCUGAUUCACAACUGCACUCCAGACAAAUCCUUCCGGCCGUGAUAACCUCUGGCGGUGCGGUCCACCGGCGCAAGUCCAUCGUCCAGCUGAAUGCACAAGACAACGCAGAAAAAUGGUACUUCGUUGUGUUCAAGGCAAAUCCUUUCGGCCGUGAUAACCUCUGGCGGUGCGGUCCACCAGCGCAAGUCCAUCGUCCAGCUGAAUGCACGAGACAACGCAGAAAAGUGGGACUUGGUUGUGUCCAAGACCUCGCUGGUUGCAACGAUGCCCGGACAUCGGAUUUUCGUCGAUCCCCGAACGCAACAUCGGUCGUGUUUCUUGGCUGUCCUCCUGGUGCUGACGCACGCCGUGCAAGAGACCAAAUGCACCGGAAGGACGGCACGCACUUUUGCUGGUCGUCACCCCUGCUUCUCGCCUCUCGCUAGCUACGUGCAGUCCUCGAUUGCUGGACGUUCGGAAAAAAACUGGUGACCCCCCUCCCCCCAGUGCGGCCCCCCAAGAACAGCGACGAACAGUGGUGCACGUUGACCUAUGAACUCCUUGGCGCUGCGGCGCAUGUAUGUGUGCGCGUGUGUUGACAUAGUCACCUGUACAGAUACUCAAAAAAGAAAAAAAAGACUCGUUCGUGCAAAAGAUGAUCGCCGUCACGUUGGCGGUCUAGACUCGCUCUUCUCUCUGUCUUUUCUGUACAUAGGUGCCUCUUGCUGUCCUUUCUCCUCCCCGUUGUUCGCGGUCCUCGCACUGGCGGCAAGGACAUUCUCUUAUAUCUCACGAACGCUAUAGGAUAAAUACACAUCCUACACUUCUGAAUGG
This is a messenger RNA of Rhipicephalus microplus (southern cattle tick), 2417 nucleotides long. RefSeq names its product homeobox protein engrailed-1-B. Gene Ontology annotation, biological process: neuron differentiation; regulation of transcription by RNA polymerase II; multicellular organism development. The record is from RefSeq and is a predicted model, not a curated record. Gene Ontology annotation, molecular function: DNA-binding transcription factor activity, RNA polymerase II-specific; RNA polymerase II cis-regulatory region sequence-specific DNA binding. Gene Ontology annotation, cellular component: nucleus. Lineage: Eukaryota; Metazoa; Arthropoda; Arachnida; Ixodida; Ixodidae.